CCCAAAAAAAAAAAAAAAAGUUUUUUAAAAUUUCUAUUUUACGCACAUUUAAAAGAAUUCUGUGUUCUUGCUUCUGGUUCUAGCCCACCUUUGCUUUCGUCCUCCGGCGCUCUCCUCUUCCCCUGCAAAUGCCUUCCGAACGAUCAACAAGCAGAGCAACGGCACAAGAAGAUGAAGAUGAAGAUGAAGAAGAAGAAGAGGAAGAGGAAGAAGAAGCCCCAUCCCAUCUUCCCCUCGCUCCGUCCUCCGAGUCAUUGGACUUAUCAACCACAAUUGAUCCAAGCUACAUCAUCUCUCUGAUACGGCAACUUUUACCAUGCAAUGUCAAGGGAGAGACAAAUGAUGCAAAGGAUUGUGAAGAACCAAAAAUUAAUGAUGCUGUUGUUGACGGGCAACAUGGAACUCCAGAAAUAGUAGACCCAUGGGAAGACUGUGGCUGCAUUUUGUGGGAUCUUGCUGUGAACAAAAGUCAUGCUGAGUUCAUGGUGAACAAUUUCUUACUUGAUGUUCUUUUGGGAACCCUUAACAUUUCUAAAUCCCCUCGAGUUACAGAGAUUUGUCUUGGAAUAAUAGGGAAUCUUGCUUGUCAUGAUGCUCUGAUCGAUGCAAUAGUUUCUACAAAUGGUUUGGUUGAAACAGUUGUUAACCAGUUGUUGCUGGAUGACUCCUUAUGCCUCUCUGAAACAUUUAGGCUACUUACUGUUGGUCUUCAAGGAAGGAGAUCUGCAUCUUGGUCUGAAGCAUUAAAAGAUGAGCAGAUACUUCUCCACAUUUUGUGGAUAGUUGGGAACACAUUGAAUUCCACCCUUUUAGAAAAGAGCAUUGAGUUCUUGUUGGCCAUCAUAGACAAUCAAGAAGUGGCAAAUAUUCUUCUUCAGCCCCUGACAAAGUCAGGCUUGCCAACUAGUUUGGUUGAUUUAUUAUCAUGUGAGAUAGGCAAGUUGAGAAGCAGAAACAAGCUGGAAAGGCCCACUGCUCUUGAGCUGAUUCUUUGUGCAAUUGAAGGACUUUCUGCUGCUCAUAAUUCUUCGGAGAGUGUUUCGUCAAAUGAACAACUUUUCCAUUUGGUUUGUGAUGUGGUCAAGCUAUCUGAUAAAUUUGAGAUUGCAAGCUCUUGUGUGUCUGCUGUCAUUAUCAUUGCAAAUAUGUUAACCGAUAGUGAAAAUCUCGCUUCUGGUAUCUCACGAGAUUUCACUUUCCUGCAUGGCCUGCUUGAUAUCUUACCAUUUGUUACUGAUGAUUUACAAGCUCGAAAUGCUCUCUGGUCCAUUCUUGCAAGACUGUUGGUUCAAGUUGUAGAGAAUGACCUGAGCCCAUCAACCCUGUGCCACUUUGCAUCGGUCUUUUCACAAAAAUCAUCUCUGAUUGAAGAAGAUUUGGCAGGCCAUUCGAUGCAGAAUUUCGAAGAAAUAGAUAGCACAAAUAUGUCUAAAACAUCAGAUGCAACUGUGGAUGCUGUGAAGAAAAUUGUCCAAAUUUUAGAGAAAUUGAUGGAGAACUCUCAGGUCUGUGAUGGAGUUGCAUCACGCGGUGAUGACGGUAGUAGUUUUCGCAGGUUACUCAAGUUCUGUCGGAAAUAUACCAUUUGACUUUUUUCAUUUUUUUUCAUCUAUUUUGUUGUAACUUCUAAGUCCAUUUCAAAUUUUGCUAGUCUCUGUGAGAAUAUGAAUUGUGGCUUCUCUCUCUCUCUCUCUCUUUAAUUUUUUUUUUAUAUUAGACAAUAUAAAUUGGAAAAUUAUUUUUGUUCUCAGUUUACUAUACUUUGCUUGAAAUGGAGAAAUAUGAAUGUGCUGAAAUUAGUUAUAUAGAAAUGUAAA
Messenger RNA from Dioscorea cayenensis subsp. rotundata (Guinea yam), 1817 nucleotides. RefSeq lists its product as uncharacterized. The record is from RefSeq and is a predicted model, not a curated record. NCBI's taxonomy places the organism in Eukaryota, Viridiplantae, Streptophyta, Magnoliopsida, Dioscoreales, Dioscoreaceae. The coding region runs from base 129 to 1589 and encodes 486 amino acids. The transcript is spliced from 11 exons.